Podarcis muralis (Common wall lizard) is the source of this 3691-nucleotide messenger RNA. The record is from RefSeq and is a predicted model, not a curated record. NCBI's taxonomy places the organism in Eukaryota, Metazoa, Chordata, Lepidosauria, Squamata, Lacertidae.
CCGGAAGUUCCAAAGCCGACACACGUUCCCGUUACCGCCAGCGGCGCGUUUCAGUUUCGAUUCUCCGCGGUGGCCGCCUGUGCCGGGGAAGGAGCGGAGCCCGCUUGUUGCAGGGAAACGAAAGCGGAGCAGCAGCGCUUCCCGCAGACGGACGAGUCUCCCGCUCGGAAGCAGUCGUCUGCAGAGGGGGCUCCGCCGCUUUUGGCCCGGACUUGUCCCAAGGGAGAAGCAGCUGCCCACCGACCACCCCGUGGCGCCGUUUCCUAGCCUGUACCAAAAUGGCAGACAACCAAGCUGUUCCAAGAAUAUACAUGGCGAAACUUAAUGAGUAUUGUCAGAGAAGACGUUUACGAUUGGACUAUAAGGAUCUUGGUUUCGAUGGCCCAUCUCAUAAUCCUGUAUUCACUGUAGCAGUUGAAAUAGAUGGAAGGCAGUAUAGCCAAGCAACAGGUAAAAGCAAGAAGGAGGCAAAAGAUCGUGCAGCAUUCUUAGCUUGGGAGUCCAUACAACAAGAACUGCCAGCAGAUCCUGUUUUAAGACCAGAGCAGCCGCUGCCUCCUCUGCCAACACCACAAUAUCCUGUUUUAAGACCACAGCAGCCGCUGCCUCCUCUGUCAUCGCCACUAUCUCAGUCUCCUGAGCCUGAUGCAAAUCUGGCACAACCAGCUUCUUCACUUAACUAUCUUGCCUUGCUCAAUGAAUAUUCAUCGAGAAACAAAGUGGUGGUUCAAUAUGUUGUGGUUUCUAAAUCUGGCCUGGAUCACAUGCCAAUUUUUCACUGUGUCUGUACAAUUGAUGAUAAAGAUUUUGGUGAGGGAACAGGAAAUAAUAAACAAACAGCAAAACGGAAUGCAGCCAGGCAAGCGUAUGAAAAAUUGAAUGACCAAGCAACCUCCAGGGCAGAAAGAAGUGCUUCCCUUCCAAAUAUUUCUACAAAUAGUUCUAGAAAUCCAUCACACAGUAAUUCCCAAGAAUCAUCACCAGAGGCAUCUGGGACGUCUGCUGAAGAGGCUGUGGACCUUGCUUCCAACAAAUCGGAUAGUAUAGUUUUUCUGAGCUCCAGUAUAUAUUCAAAUGGUACAGAUCGGGAUUCCAGCUGUAACCAUGUAGCUGACAAACUUGCUAAUCAGUUUGGUGCCAUACAGCUAAAUGAAGCUUCUCCAUCCUCUCUGGCAAGUCCCAAAGGUUCUGCUGUGAGACCUAAAAAAAGAGAGACACCAUUGGCACCGAAAUUUUCAAAGCUGAAUCGAAAGCAAAGCAAGUACACCAUCAAUGAAAAGUUUCUGGACGAAUUUGAAGAUAUACAGAAAAUUAAAUCUGGUGGAUAUGGAACCGUUUUCAAGGCAAAACAUUUCUUUGAUGGUCGAUUAUUAGCUGUCAAACGAGUCAAGCUUCUUGUAGGAAAAGAAGAAUCAAAAAAGGAAGUACAAGCCUUAGCAAAGCUUGAGCAUGAAUAUAUUGUUCAAUAUUAUAAUUGUUGGAUCGGGAAAGAUAAUAUCCCAUCGCCAGAGGAUAGUGACCAGAGGGUGGAAGCUGACUGCCUUUUCAUAGUGAUGGAAUAUUGUGAAAAGGGGACACUUAAAGAUUGGAUUAGUAAGGAACGUGCAAAGGAAAGCUAUCAUGAAGAUGCCAAAAUUAAAUUCCAGCAAAUAGUGGAAGGGGUCGCAUAUAUUCAUUCUCAAAACUUAAUUCAUCGAGAUCUCAAGCCAAUAAAUAUAUUAAUGUCUAGAGACAAUAAAAUAAAAAUUGGUGAUUUUGGGCUGGUAACCACAGGUGUAGAUGACCAUUCAGUACAGCGAACAGAAAAGAGGGGAACAGUACUAUACAUGGCUCCUGAACAGGUGGGGAACAAAUACGGAAAGGAAGUGGAUAUCUUUUCGUUAGGAUUAAUUUUAUUCGAAAUGCUUUACACAUUCCAAACUUAUCAUGAGAAACCUGAGAGAUUCGAGAACAUAAAGAAAGGCGAAUUUCCAGAACCGUUUACAAAGGAGUUUCCAGAAGAGGUAUCUCUAAUUAAGAAACUGCUUUCAAAAGUGCCAUCUGACAGACCAUCGGCACCUGCCAUUUUGCAUAUUUUAAAGAAAAGGCAGUAUAGCCCACACACUUGUUAACUAAUACCUGUCCAAACACAACUGCAGAAUUUUGGUCUAAAGGUAGUGGUUCCUUUUGCUGUUGCUAAUAUUGAAAAUCUUGUCUGAAUCAAAACUGUGGCACCUGGAAAUUUAACUCUGGAUUGCCUCUUGCUAUAUGUUCUGCUGUGGCCUUUGAGGGGAGCUGCAGGGUGCUCUUGUGGAGGCAAAAUUUCUCUGAAGCCAGAACUAGACGCCUGUGCCUUGUAUGUGUGGCUGUCUUUAAAAACUGUCCUGCUCUCUCAUGGGAGGCUCAGCCUCAGUGGCUGGAAGCCCAUUUUACAAGCUGUGACAGAUAUGGUCAUUCCUGGACUGAGAGAACUUGACCACAGUGGUUCAGGCAUUGGUGACUUCAAGGUUAGAUUACUGCAAGGUUAGAUUACUGCAGUGCACUCUUUGAACUUGAUUCGCAAUAUGCUGUUAGUGCACAAUGCCGUUGCAUGAUUGCUAGCAGGAAGAGAUCCUCUGCACAGAACAGCUUUGCUCAAAGAACUGCACUGGCUGUCCAUUUACUACCAGGCCAGGUUCAAGGUGUUAGCAUUAGGGGUAGGAUCACCUUUCAAGAAUGCUUCAAUCUACAUUAACCCGCACUGUUACAGGUGCCUCAUAAUACUUAAAAGACAUCAAUCUUUACUGCAGCAGCACCUUCACUUUGAAACUUGCUGCCUGUAGACAUCAGGCAGGUGCCUUCAUCACAUUCUUUUUGGCAUCUGCGUAAAACACAUUUGUUUACGCAAGCGUGUCCAGAUACGUAGAAGCCACAUGUGCUUUCUCUCUUUUUAGGUAUGGGUUCUUUUAAGCAACUUUUCAAUGUUUUUAAAUACCCGUGCUUUUUAUUGAGAUUUUUAAAGUGUUUUAUUUCAUUUUUUUGUAAACUGCUUAGAGGUUUUCUUACAAUCAAGUUGUAUAUAAAUUUUGUGGGUUUUUUGUUUUUUUCUAUUUGGUUUCUGCCAGGAGAGUUCUUUUACUUUUUAUCUGCAAGAUUAAGUGUUUGUUUCCAAAAUUCCACCUAUUUUAUUGAUGGCUCAUCAUAUGCAUUUAAUAAUUACUAGUAAUAAAUAAUAAAGGAAAAUAAUAUGAGUGACAUAAUAUGAGGCUUUUGAAGUAAUCGAGGUUUUGGAGCUAUCUCUGCUUGGAAGCCUGUGUUGAAAACCUAGCUGUGGUUUGGUAAGACAUAGGAAGCUGCCUUAUACUCAGUUGACCCAUUGGUUCAUCAAUAUUGUCUACUCUGAUGAGCAGCAAGUCUUGAGGAUUUCAGAUGAUGUUUUCCCAGCCCUGCUGGGAAUUGAACUUGGGACAUUUUUUGCAUGCAGAGCAUAUGCUCUCCCCCUGAGCCCUUUUUGUCUGGACACUUGGCUUUUAAGCAGAAGGAUGAUAAAGGGAAACCUGUUUUUCUGUCAGACUUAAUUCCUUUCCUGCAAUACAACCUAGAAAAAAAAUGGAAGUUAUCCAAAUCAGAACUUUUUUGGAAGCUAUCCAAAUCAGAACUGUUUUUUUUUAAAAAAAUAAUGAUUCAUGAUAGAUUGUAUUCAUAAAAAAUAUUUGUAUAUCACUGCAUCAUU